Bactrocera oleae (olive fruit fly) is the source of this 2400-nucleotide messenger RNA. NCBI's taxonomy places the organism in Eukaryota, Metazoa, Arthropoda, Insecta, Diptera, Tephritidae. The record is from RefSeq and is a predicted model, not a curated record.
AUCAAAAAAUCAUUCAUCCCUGCCAUUAGUUUACCAAUGCCAACAACUUAAACUCAUUUCGGUCAUCCUCGAAAAAAUUUUACUGCAAUCGAAAUAAAAUUUUAAAGUUGAAAAUUAACAAUUCACAUUUUAGAAACUAAAGUGUGCUCUUGUAGAAAUUUAUAACGAAAAUUGAUUUAAGGCCUUUGAAGAGAAAAAGAAAAGUGUUUUCAAAAAAGUGAACUAUUAAUUGGAUUGGUAUUUAAAAAAAACAACAACAACGAUUAAUAAUCGACAUAUUGUAAAUGCAUUUUUGGAGUAGUGUGGUCUCUGUCUCUUGGUAAUUGAAUCAUCACAUAUUUUGUCGUAAAACACGAGAGUUGGAAAACGAUUCCACAUUUUUGCAAGAUUGUGGAAAGCAAGCGUGAAAGAGUGAAAAGAGGGAGCAGAAGCAGCUCGGUCUUUUCGAAUUGUGCUGGUAUAUUGGAUAGUGCGUGUCGGUCGUGCAUUUAUUUCGUUUAGACAGUCAGUCAUCGGUUAUUUUUCAUUCGUGCGGUUGAGUUAAAGGCGAUUCGAUUCGAGUCCAAGUUAGUGAGUUAGUGUCUAAUUAUAUAUUGGUUGAAAUUUGUAUUCUAAAAGUGAAAAAUAAAAGCUUCAGAUUUGGUUUUGUUUAAAUAGCCACGACUAUACUCUACGCCAGAAAUAUUUUGUAAACUCAUUCUGAAUUUUUGUUUGGCUCGUGUAAAUCAAAAGCCGUCAAAAUUGAAUCCACGAAGAUUGACGAGACUUUUUCCUCGUCUUCGACUGCGAUGGAGGAUAAAGCAACAACAAAAGAUCUGGAUCAAUGGAUUGAGCAGUUGAACGAAUGCAAUCAAUUGACGGAAACGCAAGCGAAGGAGAUCCUCUCCAAGGAAUCUAAUGUCCAGGAGGUAAAAUGUCCAGUCACAGUAUGUGGUGAUGUCCAUGGACAGUUUCAUGAUUUGAUGGAAUUAUUCCGGAUAGGUGGCAAAUCUCCCGACACUAAUUAUUUGUUUAUGGGUGAUUAUGUUGAUCGUGGUUACUAUUCAGUAGAAACCGUCACUUUGCUGGUGGCAUUAAAGGUUCGUUAUCGUGAGAGAAUAACGAUUCUACGCGGUAAUCACGAAUCGCGACAAAUUACUCAAGUUUAUGGAUUCUAUGAUGAAUGUUUGCGAAAAUAUGGCAAUGCAAACGUUUGGAAAUAUUUUACUGAUUUGUUUGAUUACUUACCACUAACGGCAUUAGUCGAUGGUCAAAUAUUUUGUUUACAUGGAGGGCUUAGUCCAUCUAUCGAUAGCUUGGACCAUAUUCGUGCUUUGGAUCGACUUCAAGAAGUGCCGCAUGAGGGUCCCAUGUGCGAUUUACUGUGGUCCGACCCCGAUGAUAGGGGUGGUUGGGGCAUUUCACCCCGUGGCGCCGGUUACACAUUUGGUCAGGACAUUUCGGAAACGUUUAACAACACAAAUGGACUGACACUCGUAUCUCGUGCUCAUCAGUUAGUCAUGGAAGGAUAUAAUUGGUGCCAUGAUCGCAAUGUUGUUACAAUAUUCUCAGCGCCUAAUUAUUGCUAUCGUUGUGGCAAUCAAGCGGCCCUAAUGGAAUUAGAUGAUUCACUAAAGUUUUCAUUCCUACAAUUUGACCCAGCACCUCGUCGUGGUGAACCUCACGUUACACGAAGAACACCGGAUUAUUUCCUAUAAGAGAAUUCUUCAUCCAUUUACAUAUAUUAUACUAUACAUACAUUUAUAUAAAUGCAAAAAGAACAGCAGAACAAACAAAGAAUACUAAAUUAUUUAUAAAAAUCUAAUUCCAAUCGCAUGGAAAGAAGAUUCAAUAAAUAAGUAAAAUCAAUAUAGUUGAAGUGAAUGUAAAAGUAUAUAAAUGAAGGUAACACCAGAUCUUAGCAGCAAUAAUUAUGGACGAGGGCUGCGAUUGGCAACUUAGUAGGAGUACUAAUAAGUUAUUGUGUAAGAAACAGCCGACACAAAACCCAUAUAAGUAUAUGUUUAAAACGUAGGCAUUAGUUUAAGGCUUACAAAAAAGAUGCAGCCAAAUGCGAAAAUUUUAGUAUAUGCAAAUCUAAAACAAACCAUUUCCACACUUUAGUUAAAUGAAAAGAAAUGAACUUUGGGACAGAAUUACAUUUGAUUUACAUUUAAUUUAACAGUUAACGCGAUGUGAUCAACGCUAAAUAGUAUAAUAUAUAAAUUCAUUAUUUAAAUAUCCACGGAUAAAUAAAGCCGAUUAAAAUUAAUAAAAGAAAUAAUUUAUCACAGCAAAUAAAAAUUAAAAUUUUCUAUUAAAUACGUAACUUUUAGAAUUCGCGCAUAGAUAUAGCCUUGUCACAUAUUUAACUAAUUAUCAAAUAUGAAGCAGAAAAUUUGAAUGAUAAAUCACAUAACA